CAUUCUCCAUAACAAGUAGAUUUUUCAUGAUAAUGGGGAACCACAAUUUGGUUCUACCAAUCGUAGCACUUCUCAACUUGGGGACAUUGCUUAUUUCUCUAGCAUGUCCUUACUGCCCAUACCCAAUUCCUCCCCCCCUUCCACCCAAAUUUCCACCAAAACACCCCCCAAUUGUAAAGCCACCCUACUAUCCCUCACCCAAACCUCCCGUCGUAAAACCGCCACCACAUGUGCUACCUCCUAUUGUAAAGCCGCCACCGAAACCUCCAAUAGUUAAGCCACCUUUCAUUCCCAAGCCUCCCAUUGUAAAGCCGCCACCGAAACCUCCCGUAGUUAAGCCGCCACCGAAACCUCCCGUAGUUAAGCCACCACACUAUCCCUCCCCCAAACCUCCCGUCGUAAAACCGCCACCACGUGUGCUACCUCCUAUUGUAAAGCCACCACCGAAACCUCCAAUAGUUAAGCCACCUUUCACUCCCAAGCCUCCCAUUGUAAAGCCGCCACCGAAACCUCCCGUAGUUAAGCCACCUUUCACUCCAAAACCUCCCAUUAUAAAGCCACCACCGAAACCUCCCAUAGUUAAGCCACCUUUCACUCCCAAGCCUCCCAUUGUGCAUCCUCCGUUCCAUCCCAAGCCUCCAUUUGUGCAUCCUCCGUUCCACCCCAAGCCUCCAUUUGUGCAUCCUCCGUUCCAUCCCAAGCCUCCAUUUGUGCAUCCUCCAUUCCACCCCAAGCCACCAGUUGUGCAUCCUCCAUUCCAUCCCAAGCCACCAGUUGUACAUCCUCCAUUCAAGCCCAAGCCUCCAAUUGUUCAUCCUCCAUUCAAGCCCAAGCCUCCCGUUGUGCACCCACCAUACAAACCCACACCCACACCUCCUCUACUGCCACCACCCUCUGUGCCAAAACCACCCAUCAUCAAACCACCAAUAGUCACGAAACCUCCACCCGUCCCCGUAAAGCCACCGGCGCCAUCAUACCCACCAUACAAGCCCCCACCCACACCCUCACCCGCACCUCCUCUAUUGCCACCACCCUAUGGGCCAAAACCACCCACCAUCACACCACCACUCCCACCAGUAGUCACGAAACCUCCACCUCCACCUGUCCCCGUAAAACCACCGGCGCCAUCAUACCCACCAUACAAGCCCCCACCCACACCCACACCUACACCUCCUCUAUUGCCACCACCCUAUGGGCCAAAACCACCCACCAUCACACCACCACUUCCACCAAUAGUGACGAGACCUCCACCCGUCCCCGUAAAACCACCUGCGCCACCAACUGAAACGCCAUGUCCUCCUCCACCACCACCACCACUGUGUCCUCCGCCAUCACCUGCACAGCAAACUUGCUCCAUUGAUACCCUAAAACUGGGUGCAUGUGUGGACUUGUUAGGAGGUCUUAUACACGUUGGAAUUGGCAGCAGUGCUAAGGACACUUGUUGUCCAGUACUAGAGGGACUUGUCGACUUGGAUGCAGCAUUAUGCCUUUGCACCACAAUAAAGGCUAAGCUUCUGAAUAUUAACAUCCUUAUACCAAUUGCCCUUGAAGUCCUUGUUGACUGUGGCAAAACUCCACCAGCUGGUUUCCAGUGCGCUGCCUAAGUUUAUGACGGAUCAUCUCCGAGCAGGAAAUAAGAGCAUCCUCGGUUGUCAAUCUUCUCAUAGGCCAUAGCCAGAGUAUCAUCUUUCUUUGCCAAAGCAAUGUUAUUUAUGAGAUCAAGUUGCUCUUUUUUUUUCUUUUUUUUUUUAAUUAUUUUCCUUGUGUUUUGGAAAUGUGUUUGAAAGAAAUAAAAUAAGUGUCAGAAAACAACACAGGUGGGUUUAUAUAUUUUGGCUCGCUCUUUCUA
Messenger RNA from Olea europaea var. sylvestris, 1849 nucleotides. Its product is annotated as 36.4 kDa proline-rich protein-like. The record is from RefSeq and is a predicted model, not a curated record. The coding region runs from base 27 to 1604 and encodes 525 amino acids. The transcript is spliced from 2 exons. Lineage: Eukaryota; Viridiplantae; Streptophyta; Magnoliopsida; Lamiales; Oleaceae.